CGCACCCCGGUGGUGCUUCAGCGUUUUUGUCCGUCCAACACACACACACACAAAGUGUCAAGAGUUUAGUUCACAUAAUGGAUGAAUUUACACCUUGUAACCUCAACUAUCUGCCAGAAAACAUCCUACUUGACGUGCUGUCAUAUUUGAGCGUUCGUGAGCUGGUCCGAGCUGGAAGGGUGUGUAAGAGAUGGAGACGCCUUGUGAGGGAUCAAAGACUGUGGAGACUUGUGGACCUGACUGCGUGGAAAGGGAUGACAUCCCGUAUUCUUUGGGCCUUGCUCCGACAGUAUCUAGGUUGUGGCCUUCGGUGCUUACGCUUGCGUGGUUUGCUCCUCUCCGUCCGAGGAGGCACCUUCCUCUCAGAGGCUUGGCUCAAAGUUUUGUCCACCAAGUGUCCUCGCCUGAGUAGGCUCUACCUUCUGCAUGCCGACUUGAGAAGCCUCCCCAGUUGCCAACUCCUGCCUCCAUCCUUGAAAGUGUUGGAACUGCGAGGCUGUGAGCUGCCUCAGAGCUUCUUCAACCAGGACCUUCCCACUUCGUCUCAAGAGGAUGCUGAAGCCACCUCCAGUGCUAAACAGAAAGGAAGUCAUGGAUGUAGGCCUCCGUCAGGGAUUUCUAUUGAAUGUUUAAUCCUUAAUAAUGUCCCUUCUUUUAAAGACCAGCAUCUGCAGAGUCUGACGUCGUGGCAGAGGCUCAGCCGUUUGGAGUUGUGUGACACAUUUCGAGUAACCGCUAGCGGGCUCAGGACCUGUGCUGCAAAGGACGGGGCAUGCGGUGUGGAAGGGCUAUUUCGUCUUAAGUUUCUAGAAAUAAGCAUCACUACACGUCAGGGCUACCAGCUGCAAAUGGCUUCCCUAGGGUUAGGGGCAGGAUGGCUGGGACUCGAGGAGCUGAGCCUUGGCGGCAAGGAAGUCGGACCCGGGUUGCUCUGCGCCAGCCGCCUGAAGGACCUGAAGCGCCUCUAUCUAAAGGCCUGCACCCUCAGCGAAAUGCAGAUUGUACGGAGCUGUAGAAUGCUUCGCGGCCUUGCCGGGCUCCAUAGACUGGAGUUUUUAGAUGUGGUCUUCCAGCCGCGGAUGUGUCCCCCGGAGGGAGGAGGUGGCGGCGAUGAGGAGCAGGAAGGCGAGGAGGAACCCGCAGGUGGAGAUAAUGUCAACAAUGAGAGCAAACCAGAUGAACUGAUUCCGAAUCUGCGUCGCUCCCUGGCUAUCCUGCUGCCGUGCUGCACACUUGCUUUCAGCAAUUGUUCUGUUCAGAGCAAUGCAGAAUAAGCAAAUGCAUCAUUUUUAAAGAACAACUCCUUUGUUAUAGCAUUCAAACACCAUACCAAGUGUUUACACUCCAGUCGAAGCACAUGUUGAUUUGACCUUCCAGUAUUCAUGUGGAAAACAUAGGUGACCACAUAAAUAGAAACACUUAGGAAUUGGACCAAGUGCGGUUUCUUGACUGGACUUCUGCUGAUCCACAUGUUGAGGGAUCUUUCAAGACUGAGCUUUUUUGGCCUGAAGGAACAACUUGACAUAUUUUAAAUGUCUAUGAUUCUUUUAAAUUACUUCUGCUAAAUUACUUUAUUCUUCUAAAUCAUUUCUCUUUCUUUUAAGUAAUGCAAGAAAUGUUCAUAAUGAAUAAGAUCCUGUCUAUAAUAAAUAAUUUUUUAAUACAUACGGCUUCACAUCACAGUGCAGAAUUCACAAGUGUUAUGUCUGAUGUCCAUUUAAAUAAAAUGGUGGUGGUAUUUUGUGGAAAAAACUAGUAAAACAAUAAAUAAAUGAGACAUAAAAGACAAAAAGGUUUGGGA
Molecule: messenger RNA, 1801 nt
Organism: Doryrhamphus excisus (bluestripe pipefish)
Lineage: Eukaryota; Metazoa; Chordata; Actinopteri; Syngnathiformes; Syngnathidae
Gene: aurkb
Product: aurora kinase B
Biological process (GO): protein phosphorylation; SCF-dependent proteasomal ubiquitin-dependent protein catabolic process
Cellular component (GO): SCF ubiquitin ligase complex; cytoplasm
Molecular function (GO): ATP binding; protein kinase activity; protein binding
Source: RefSeq, a predicted model, not a curated record